AUGGACAAGGUUCUGAUGCGCUAUACUGAUUUCGGCGAGCCCAAUGAGAGCCUAACAAACGUGCAAUGUGCAACGCAGUUUGGCGACAACGAUGACGAUGACUUCCCAAAUAGCGCCAUUGGUAUGGAUGCUGGUCACCAUCAUGGAGGCAAUAGUGUAUCAGCAGGCACUCCUGGUAUGUCGCAUGACUUUAGCAUUGUGGAAGGUGACGCUGCGUCUACCGCAGAGACUCGGUCACCUGCGGACACCCACCGGCAGCGGUACCAGCAGCAGGACUCGGUUGCAUCGGCAGCUGUGACGUUUGGCGCCAAUGGAAUUACAAGCACCAACUCGGCAUCUGGCAUUUCACCCAUGCAGACAGGAUACGUAUCACAUCAGCAGCAGGCCCACUACUACCAGCAGCAACAGCAACAGCAGCAGCAGCAAAUGGGUGGCUUUGCUCAGCCAUUAUCCGCCUACCCCUACGGUAUAUCUCCGAGAUCUCAGCAGCCAAACUCCACUAUACUUGCGCCACAGCAGCAGCAACAGCAACAGCAGCAACAGCAACAGCAGCACAGCAACAGCAACAGUUUGCCUAUGCUCCGCCACUGA
Kickxella alabastrina is the source of this 591-nucleotide messenger RNA. RefSeq lists its product as uncharacterized. Bases 1 to 591 code for a protein of 196 amino acids. NCBI's taxonomy places the organism in Eukaryota, Fungi, Kickxellomycota, Kickxellomycetes, Kickxellales, Kickxellaceae. The transcript has 2 exons. The record is from RefSeq and is a predicted model, not a curated record.